UUCAAUGCCUUCUGUCCUUGUUCUUCAUUGGCCCCACCAACCCAGGUGGUCAGAGACAUCUCCAAAAUCCCUCUAAGACUCCAAACAAUUCAUCAGGUCACCAAGAUCCAGUCGAGGUGUGAGCUGUGAGCACCUGGAGGCCUCUGGGCAAGCAAGUGGUCAUCCAGAAGGACUUCUUUUCCCUAAUCAAGAGUCAGUAUGGGGGCCGGGGCGAGCGCCGAGGAGAAACACUCCAGGGAGCUAGAGAAGAAACUGAAAGAGGACGCCGACAAAGAUGCCAGGACCGUCAAACUUCUGCUGCUAGGUGCUGGUGAGUCGGGGAAAAGCACUAUUGUCAAACAGAUGAAAAUUAUUCACCAAGAUGGUUACUCCCUUGAAGAGAGCUUGGAGUUCAUUGUCAUCAUCUACAGCAACACCAUGCAGUCGAUCCUGGCCAUCGUGAGAGCCAUGACCACACUCAACCUUUCUUAUGGAGAUGCUGCUGCACAGGAUGAUGGAAGGAAGCUGAUGCACUUAGCAGACACCAUCGAGGAAGGCACCAUGCCAAAGGAGCUGUCUGAUAUCAUCCUGAGGUUGUGGAAGGACUCGGGCAUCCAGGCGUGCUUUGACAGAGCCUCCGAAUACCAGCUCAACGACUCUGCUGGAUACUAUCUGAAUGACCUGGAGAGGUUGGUCAAGCCUGGCUAUGUCCCUACUGAGCAGGACGUCCUGCGAUCAAGAGUGAAGACCACCGGUAUCAUCGAGACCCAGUUCUCCUUCAAGGACCUCAACUUCAGAAUGUUUGAUGUGGGCGGUCAGCGCUCAGAGAGGAAGAAGUGGAUCCAUUGCUUCGAAGGUGUGACCUGUAUCAUCUUCAUCGCUGCUCUGAGCGCAUACGACAUGGUGCUGGUGGAGGAUGAUGAAGUGAACCGAAUGCAUGAGAGUCUCCACCUGUUCAACAGUAUCUGUAACCACCGUUACUUCGCCGCCACAUCCAUUGUACUCUUCCUCAACAAGAAGGACGUCUUCGUGGAGAAGAUCAAGAAAGCUCAUCUGAGCAUGUGCUUCCCUGAUUAUGAUGGUCCCAACACCUUUGAGGAUGCUGGUAACUACAUCAAGUUGCAGUUCUUAGAUCUGAACUUACGACGAGACAUCAAAGAAAUCUACUCCCACAUGACCUGUGCCACAGACACAGAGAACGUCAAGUUUGUGUUCGAUGCCGUAACAGACAUUAUCAUCAAAGAAAAUCUUAAAGACUGCGGUCUCUUCUAAACAAGCCA
Messenger RNA from Onychostoma macrolepis, 1259 nucleotides. RefSeq names its product guanine nucleotide binding protein (G protein), alpha transducing activity polypeptide 1 (gene gnat1). The coding region runs from base 199 to 1251 and encodes 350 amino acids. Gene Ontology annotation, biological process: adenylate cyclase-modulating G protein-coupled receptor signaling pathway. The transcript is spliced from 8 exons. Gene Ontology annotation, cellular component: heterotrimeric G-protein complex. NCBI's taxonomy places the organism in Eukaryota, Metazoa, Chordata, Actinopteri, Cypriniformes, Cyprinidae. The record is from RefSeq and is a predicted model, not a curated record. Gene Ontology annotation, molecular function: GTPase activity; GTP binding; G protein-coupled receptor binding.